AUGUCUGGUAUCGAGAUUGCCGGCCUUGCUUUCGGUAUUCUGCCGCUACUAGUUGAAAUUGUGAAAUCAUAUUCCACAAUCCUGCGGAAAGCGCGUACAUUCCGCCACUACGGGAAGACAGUCAAAUCCAUCUCCGCUCAACUGGACACUCAACAUGGCAUUUUCAUGAAUGAAGUUCGUUUGUUGUUGCGCUCUGUUGAGGGAGAAGAGGCGAUUGAAGCCAUGUUGGAAAACGAGGACGAUCGACGUUGGGCAAGCAGAGAACUGGGCGACAAACUGCACCUAGUCCUUCGUGAGAACUUCACUGUCUGUCGGGGAAUCAUAGAAGAUAUCAAGGAUUCGAUCGAGGAGCUGAGGGAAAAUCUAAAACGAUUCGACAUUUUCUGGGAGCGAAAGCCCAAGGGCGAGUCCAUCAAAUCAGUCAUCAAACGCUUGAAAGGGGCUGUUCAGAUUACACUUGACGAAACACGUCACAAAGUAUGCCUGACGUCUUUGCGAAAUAGGAAUGGCGAUCUAGGCAUGCUUCGGUCUCAGAUCUGUGCUUUCCAAGAAUGCACUGCCAGUAGGCAGCAAACUGUACUGCCAGCAAGCUACAAUGCUAUACAAACCGCGGCUAAGAAACUUCAUGAAGCAAUCUGUGAAGCUUGGUGUUGCGAUGAUGCCGCACAUCGUGGGCACUAUGCUAAGUUGUGCCUUGACGCCCACUUGCAAGCUGAAGUCCGGCUUGACCUUGCCAUAUCCUGCCACGAACCAGAAGCAAGUUCUGCAGAUAGUUCGACUUAUCCGCCUCCAGUCUGGCUACACGUCCAAUCAAUGAGUACAUCAAGCCUGAGUAGCAAUGUCGCGAUACAACCAAAGCCUUCCGCCGACCUGCAGUCGUUAUUGUCACUUGAAAUUCUUGCACCAUGUGCUGUAAACACGCUCAAAAAAAAGGCCUCGUCCGAACUCAAGCGAUCGUCUACCUCUUGCAAGAAAGUCAAGCAAAUACGAGCCAUCAAUGUACCGCCCAUCGAUUACAUUGUUCCGACCAGCAUGUCAUCCACAAUACCAAUGAAGAUCAUCGAAGUCAACUUUAGCCAGACAAAAAACAUGUGUCACUAUAUCCGAAGUCAUCACGAAGCAAUGAGAGCAGCCGCGAACACUAAACGUUGCAUUGGGUUUCUCGACAGCCCACAGAUGUACAGGCAUCUCUUCUACGUCCAAGAAGAUGAUCAACGCAUAAAUCGCCAUGCAAGCAAAUUAUAUUCGAUCUUUGAUGUGAUGCGGUACGAUGCAGAGGAAGCGCUGAGUGUUGAAGAUCAACUCAGGCUAGCACACAAGACUUCACGAGCCAUUUUGCAAUACAACAACACGCCCUGGCUGAAUUCACGUUGGCGCUUACAAGACAUUAAGUAUUUCGGUCCGAACGACUGCCUCGAUGACGAUGCUCUGAAGACACUGCAUGUCUCAUCUCAGCUAUCAUCACCAACGCAGAAGCCAGGUGCAACAUGCCACAUGGAGGACGUUCAGCAGAAGAUUCAAAACGCCGUUAGCGACGAGAUACGCUAUGGAAUCAACAACAUGACGUUGUUCUUUCUUGGUGUUGCUCUCCUGGAGAUUGCCCACUGGAAACCGAUCGAAGAGCAGAUGACAGCCCGAGAUCUUAAUGACGAGGUCUACGCUGCGCGUCGUAUAGUUUCUCAGCCGACGCAAUUAGGUCCAAUAUACCAAAAGAUCGCGCGGAAGUGUCUACAGUGCAACUUCGGGGCUGAACCAGAUCUAAGCAAGAAGAAGCUGCAGACAGCAGUGUAUAACGAUGUGAUCUGCGAACUAGAAAGCAUGAUCGAGAAAUUAGAGAUAUGA
Messenger RNA from Ascochyta rabiei, 1842 nucleotides. RefSeq lists its product as uncharacterized. The coding region runs from base 1 to 1842 and encodes 613 amino acids. NCBI's taxonomy places the organism in Eukaryota, Fungi, Ascomycota, Dothideomycetes, Pleosporales, Didymellaceae. The record is from RefSeq and is a predicted model, not a curated record. The transcript has 3 exons.